Messenger RNA from Manis javanica (Malayan pangolin), 381 nucleotides. NCBI's taxonomy places the organism in Eukaryota, Metazoa, Chordata, Mammalia, Pholidota, Manidae. The record is from RefSeq and is a predicted model, not a curated record.
GUGAAAGAUGCUGAAACUCCUCAAGAGCCAAAGGAAUUCAGGUUGCCAAAAGGCCAACAAUUUGACACGAUGAAUAUGAACAUUCCCAGAGGCAAAAUUUCCAUUGAAGAGGCAUUGACACUUCUCAAUAAUCAUAAACUUUAUCCAGAAAAAUGGACUGCUGAGAAAAUAUCAGAAGAAUACCAUCUGGAACUGAAAGACGUAAAUUCCCUUCUCAAAUAUUUUGUUACCUUUGAAGUCAAAAUCUUUCCUCCUGAAGAUAAGAAAGCAAUACAAUCAAAAUGAAGAAAAUCUUGGAAUUACUUUUGCUAUAUAUUCUCCCAUUCCCAUACCUUGUUUCUUAUUUUUAGCAUAUAUAAAUUACUGAAUGUUUAAAGCUUC